Nerophis lumbriciformis (worm pipefish) is the source of this 1719-nucleotide messenger RNA. The record is from RefSeq and is a predicted model, not a curated record. Lineage: Eukaryota; Metazoa; Chordata; Actinopteri; Syngnathiformes; Syngnathidae.
AUGCCUCGCUUCGAGAAGUCAAAUGGAAGCAAACCGAAACAAACCAGACCCAAGUUAGACUGGACGUUCGUGCAGAGGUUCUGCAGUAUUCUGAAGGUUCUGUUCCCGUCAUGGAGCAGUCCGAUUGUCCUCAUGUUUGCUACGCUGCUUGGAGUCACUUUAGCAGAGCAGCUGAUCAUUUACCAAGUAGGCGUCCUUCCCAGUCGCUUUUACAACGUGCUGGCCGACAAGGACAACGAGGGCUUCAAGAGCCUUCUGCUCACUGCAGGGCUAGUUAUUAUACUCAACUCCACUUUGAAAAGUUUGGACCAGUACAUCGCUAGCUUGAUGUAUGUUAACUGGAGGAAGACGCUAACGGAGAGUCUACACAAGGCCUACUUUCAGGGGCGGGUCUACUACACCCUCAAUGUUCUCCGAGAAGACAUCGACAACCCCGAUCAGCGAAUAAGUCAGGAUGUGGAAAGGCUGUGCAAGCAGAUGAGUGCCAUGGCAAGCCGGCUGAUUGUGUCACCAUUCACGCUGACGUAUUAUACCUACCACUGUUUCUACAGAUUCAAGCACAUGCAGAUCCGAGUCAACGCUGAGUCGGCGGCUUUUUACAGGGCCGGUAUAGUGGAGCACAUGAGGACGGACAGACGCCUGCAAACUUUGCUGAAAACUCAGCAAAGUCUAAUCAACAAUCAGCUGUGGCUCUCUCUGGGGGUCAACACUUUUGAUUUCAUGGGCGGAUUCCUCAGCUACAUCAUCAUCGCCAUUCCCAUUUUCGCCGGACUCUAUGACGGUUUAACACCUGGCGAGCUCAGCGCACUCAUCAGCAGGAACGCCUUCGUGUGCAUCUACCUGAUCAACUGCUUCACGCAACUACUGGACCUUUGCACCACGCUGUCAGACGUAGCUGGUUACACCCACAGGAUCGGCGAGCUGAAGGAAGUGAUGGACGACGUCCUACGCGAGCAGUGUGACUACGACCCGGCUUCGGGGGAAAGCUACGACUUCGACAGUGACUUCAACAUUCACGGUGGCCCCGUUGACACGGCUUUUAUUGUGGACCACCUGUCCUACAAGUCCCCCUACUCGGAUCAGCGUCUGGUGGAGGACCUGAGCCUGACCGUGAGUGAAGGCAUGCAUCUUCUGGUGGUGGGCAACACCGGCACGGGCAAGACGUCGCUUUUGAGGGUCCUCAACAGGCUGUGGGAGGCCGAGCAAGGUUUCGUCCAAAUGACUACAUGCUUCGGGCCAAGAGGAACCCUCUUCCUGCCCCAAAAACCAUACCUGACGGAUGGCACCCUGCGUGAGCAGGUUAUAUACCCACUCAAGGACAUUUACCCUGCAUCAGGGUCUGUUGAUGAUGACAGAAUAAUGAAGUUUCUGGAGCUGGCAGGGGUGUCAAGUCUGGUGAAGCGGACAGGUGGUCUGGAUAAAGUUGUGGACUGGAACUGGUACGACGUUCUGUCUCCUGGUGAGAUGCAGCGUCUUUGUUUCGCUCGACUCUUCUACCUGCAGCCCAAAUACGCAGUUCUGGAUGAAGCCACCAGCGCCUUGACAGAGGAAGCGGAAGCCAAACUGUAUCGCACGUGUAAGCAGCUUGGCAUGACGCUCGUCAGCGUGGGACACCGCACAAGUUUGGAGAAGCACCACGACUUACAGCUGAAAUUAUGUGGCGACGGCGCCUGGGAGUUGAAACGGAUUAAAGUGAAUCCGACAGAGACCGCCAUGUGA